CAGGGAGACAUUUUGGUUCCGUGGAGGAAACCGUGUAAACACAGUUCUGCACCCGGGAUGGAGACGCUGUGACGGGGGAUGUUUGUGUGAGGACGGACCGAACAAUGGCUCCAGAAGCUGCUGCUGCACCAGACGUUGUGAACGGAAUGGAUGCCCGGUGUUAGCGCGUUAAUGUCGGGUGAGUUUUCUUCCUGGAGCCGCGGGGACCGUGUGUUGUCGUAGAGUCAGCCUCCGUAUGUGUCGCUGAAGUAUGGACGGGUGGAGCCCUGUCGUUGCAGCCGCCUCGGACAAUGACCCGUCCAGCUCCGAGGGGGAGUACAUGGUGGAGCCCGCACCCGGAGAGGCAUCCCGGGAGGCGCCGGACCGGGAGCAGCGGGGCCCCGCGGACAGGAUGGAGGACGGGGGCUCCGCCGCUGUCGGCUUCGGGAUGAGCGGCAUCGGGGAGGGCAAAGUGGUUUUGGGUCGAGUCGGACAGAGAGACGAUAAAGAACUCAGGUACCUGCACUUGUUGUGGGAGCCCGGGCGAGCUGAGCUCGGUGUCCCCGGUGGAGGGGCCGCCAAGCUGGGGAAGAUGACGGGGAGCAGGGCCAGGAGACACCACAGAGCCGCGAGGAGCCUGGGGCCCAUCGGGAAAGAUGUGUAUGCUGUGAAAAGACUGAGGGAAGCAGCGAACAGCAAUGACAUUGACACAGUUCGAAAACUCCUGCAGGACGACAUAGACCCAUGUGCAGCAGACGACAAGGGAAGGACAGCUCUUCAUUUCUCUUCCUGCAAUGGCAAUGAGAGCAUCGUGCAAUUGUUGCUGAGCCACGGCGCUGACCCCAACCAGCGAGACAGUCUGGGAAAUACCCCUCUGCAUCUGGCGGCCUGUACAAACCAUGUGCCUGUUAUCACCACAUUGCUGAGAGGAGGUGAGGCCACUGCUGUAGUGUUGAAUCCUUUGUGA
This is a messenger RNA of Paralichthys olivaceus (Japanese flounder), 946 nucleotides long. The record is from RefSeq and is a predicted model, not a curated record. NCBI's taxonomy places the organism in Eukaryota, Metazoa, Chordata, Actinopteri, Pleuronectiformes, Paralichthyidae.